AUGGAAAUUUUAUUCCCACCCAAUACCUAUGAUGCACAAGUCAAGUGGAACAAGGAAGAGGAACGUAAAAGUCUCGUCUUGAGGCAGCACUCGUACCGUUCCGCCGUCCGUGAUUUCGUGACAACUGACUUGUCGCUGGAUGAGAAAUCGAACAAGAGUGCGUCCAGCAGCAUUGUGGUGGUCAGUCACGUCAAAAAGCGACCCUCCCACUUGCAACUAACCGGAAACAACCAGCUGAGCCAACAGCAACAACAAAAGCAACAACAGCAACAACAGUCGUGGCUCGUCCAACAACCGCCCUCCAACGGUCCUUGCUUGCAAACUGACAUCGACGCCGAUGACAAUGUCUCUGCUACUACUACCACUACUACCUCUACCUCCUCCAACAACAACAACAUUAACUGUUUGGCCACGGUCGAUAGGACCGGAAGCUCUGGUAGUCCAUUGUCCCUGCCGCGACCCAGUCCCAUCGCUUCUGAUUUUGAGUUGUCCGUUUUGGAGCGAUUCGACCAGCUCCUGGCUUCUUUAGGGACCUCCUCAGGAUCGAGCAGCCUCGGCAGUAGCGGGAGCCUCACGGUCCACCAACAGCAGGAGAGUCAACAGUCGCUUACGAAAAUGACGACGACGCCCGCUGCGACGGCCAGUGUCAAUCGACGCCAAAAGAUUUACGGUAACUUAGUCUGUUCUGUCCAAUCAACAAGUCAAAAAUUCAAAUUGUUUCAAACUAAAACAGAUGAUGACUCUGACCGGGGCAUGAGACGCAUAUUGUAUUUGAAAGCGCAGGCCGGAAAUCCCUUAGACUCGUGUCGGCCAUCGUGUCGGUGUCGGCCUCGUGUCGGAAAUCCCUUGUACUCGUGUCGGCCACCACCACGGAAGCCGAAACGGUUGUGA
Messenger RNA from Daphnia pulicaria, 891 nucleotides. Its product is annotated as serine/threonine-protein kinase 4 homolog B-like. The coding region runs from base 1 to 891 and encodes 296 amino acids. The transcript is spliced from 4 exons. NCBI's taxonomy places the organism in Eukaryota, Metazoa, Arthropoda, Branchiopoda, Diplostraca, Daphniidae. The record is from RefSeq and is a predicted model, not a curated record.